Heteronotia binoei (common prickly gecko) is the source of this 1700-nucleotide messenger RNA. RefSeq names its product KDEL endoplasmic reticulum protein retention receptor 1 (gene KDELR1). The coding region runs from base 348 to 986 and encodes 212 amino acids. Gene Ontology annotation, cellular component: endoplasmic reticulum; cis-Golgi network; membrane. The record is from RefSeq and is a predicted model, not a curated record. Gene Ontology annotation, biological process: endoplasmic reticulum to Golgi vesicle-mediated transport; protein retention in ER lumen. Lineage: Eukaryota; Metazoa; Chordata; Lepidosauria; Squamata; Gekkonidae. The transcript is spliced from 5 exons. Gene Ontology annotation, molecular function: ER lumen protein retrieval receptor activity.
GCUCCAGAUGCUCCAGCAAGCUCAGAUCUUCCCCACUUAAUCGUUCCGUACCAAGCGCCUCUGUGCUUUCUCCAUUCAUAUCCCCUCCUUUCUCCUUAGUAAACCCAGCCCCACUGUGGGUGUGGAAAACCUCCUCUCUCUCCGCCCCCUUUUGGGGCCUGCCUUCCCAGACAUCCUCCUUAGGAAUACGGACACAACGCUUAGCUUGAUUUGUAUCAAAAAGAAGAAACCCAAAAUUAAGGAUUCUGGGGAUCUGCUCCUUUCCGGACCGCCGUCGUUCCCCAUUCUUUCUGCAGGUUUCCAACUGGGAAGUUUAAACAAGCCUCUCUACUAAACGCCCGGAAAAGAUGAAUAUAUUCCGCUUCCUAGGAGACAUUUCUCAUCUAUUAGCUAUAAUCAUCUUGCUGUUGAAGAUCUGGAAGACGAGAUCAUGUGCUGGGAUUUCUGGAAAGAGCCAAGUUCUCUUUGCCAUUGUCUUCACUACUCGGUACCUAGAUUUAUUUACCAACUACAUCUCCUUGUACAACACAUCCAUGAAGGUGGUUUACAUUGCGUGCUCUUAUGCCACGGUAUGGAUGAUCUAUAGCAAAUUCAAAGCCACCUACGAUGGCAACCACGAUACUUUCCGGGUGGAGUUUCUGGUUAUUCCCACAGCAGUGUUAGCCUUCCUAAUGAACCAUGAUUUCACUCCUCUGGAGAUUCUUUGGACGUUUUCCAUCUACCUUGAGUCAGUGGCUAUCUUGCCACAACUCUUUAUGGUUAGUAAGACGGGUGAGGCAGAGACCAUCACAAGUCACUAUCUCUUCGCCUUGGGUGUCUACCGUGCUCUCUAUCUAUUCAACUGGAUCUGGCGUUAUCAGUUUGAGGGCUUCUUUGACCUCAUUGCCAUUGUGGCUGGCUUGGUGCAAACUGUACUCUAUUGCGAUUUCUUCUACCUCUACAUUACAAAAGUUCUAAAGGGCAAGAAGUUGAGUUUGCCAGCAUAGUACUGAGACCAUAACAAGAUCCUUUGAUUGAGGAAGAAGCUGAAGAGAAUUAUCACAGGAAGUUAACAACAUGCAGAAGUUCUGAUUUUUAAAAAACAAAUGAACCACCACGUUAAUCACGUUGGUCUAUACUUGACCGUGAACUUUUAUCUAAGGGAGUGUGAUUUGGGACAAAACAAUGAUGGUCCUUUUGUUCAAGAGACUGAUGCAUAUGGGGGGUGAGAUGAGGUAUGAAUUUAGUGUAUAGAUUUCUCCAAAGGUAUUUUUGAUCAUUCUUUUCCUCCCUUUCUGUUGCUCUUGACUCUUCUUAUUUUGUUGAUGAACCAGCACAGGUAGGAAAUACACUUUUUUCCCCCUUUUUAAAGAAAACUGGGCAUCUUUUCUUACUUUAGAUUCACAUUUUGGAUUGUUAUGCUGACAACUGUUAAAAUCUGAACUUUUUCAUUUGCAAGGGGCCUAGUACUAUCUGAAUAACCAGCUGGAAACACAAAUUUAAUCUCAGAUUCCUUCAGACAGUGGUUUUUGGAGGAUCAUUUUCUUGAGUAGUCAGACAAGUGACUACAAGUGACCUUUAAAUAUUGUCACUCCUUACUCCUGUACAUUUGAUGAUUUCUUCAUCCACUUGAAAUAGAAAAAUAAACAACUCCUCCUCCCCCACUAAUUAGUGCCUUUGUGGGAGGGUUGGGAAUUUAAAUAAAGAGAAUUUUUUUUGUU